This is a messenger RNA of Protopolystoma xenopodis, 690 nucleotides long. NCBI's taxonomy places the organism in Eukaryota, Metazoa, Platyhelminthes, Monogenea, Polystomatidea, Polystomatidae. The record is from the annotation of a GenBank genome assembly.
AUGAGUCAUCCCAAACUCGAUUACCUUAAGCAAUUUGUAAAUAAAAAUGACCCUAGAGAAGAAUAUAAAGUUAUUGCUAACAUUGGAAGCGGGACAUAUGGGGAUGUAUUUAAGGCAAUACAUAGAGAAACUAGAGAAUUUGUGGCUGUUAAAAUUAUGAAGAUUGAUUUUAAGGAUGAUAUUAGAGCUAUAUGCCAAGAAAUUCACACGCUACGUGAAUGCAGACAUCCGAAUAUAGUUCAGUUCUUUGGAAGCUACCUUCGCAAUAAUAAAUUGUGGAUAUGUAUGGAGUAUUGCGGUGGCCAGUCAAUGCAAGACAUCUACCUAUAUACCCGUCAGCCUUUGGCUGAAGAUUGCAUUGCCUUUGUAUCUAAAGAAACGCUCCAAGGACUGAGCUUCAUGCAUGGAUUGGGCCGCAUUCAUAGAGAUAUAAAAGGUGCCAAUAUCUUGCUGACGGAUGAUGGUCGAGUGAAAAUAGCGGAUUUUGGUGUGGCUGCACAGUUAAAUACAUCAGCAGCCAAGAGAACUACACUGAUAGGGACGCCUUAUUGGAUGGCACCAGAAGUUGCUUCUGUUGAAACUCGUGGCAAUGGCUACGAUGCGAAAUGUGACGUAUGGGCAGUAGGUAUCACUUCCAUCGAAUAUGCUGAAUUACAGCCCCCUAUGUUUGAUCUGCAUCCAAUGAAGUAA